Messenger RNA from Lepisosteus oculatus (spotted gar), 5762 nucleotides. Lineage: Eukaryota; Metazoa; Chordata; Actinopteri; Semionotiformes; Lepisosteidae. The record is from RefSeq and is a predicted model, not a curated record.
UGUCAGACGCCAACUUUGUUACGUUAUUAUUAGUUUUGUAACGGACCAGUGGGCCCCCAUCGGUCCAGAAAAAACGUUAAAUAAUUUAUGAAUCGAUGAUCCGUUAGAUGCAAUGGGUUUGCAGGUCAAAUGUAUUUUGGCGGAUUUUAUAUCACUGUUGUGUCACGCAGUGGGUCGUCUCUGGUGCACGUUUACAGAGGCUAGUGAGGAUGGUGGGGCGUGCUCGGGUUAAGAGAUUUUAGAUCGGGUGCGGGUCACAAAAAGUGGCUAGCACCAACAUGUGUGAUAGAAAAUAUGAUAGUGUGGCGCAGAAACGAAAAAACACAGCGUUUAAAAGAUCAGCGUGAGCUGGGUCUACUCAAAAAGAGCCCAAGACUACUUCUUUCAAGUCGGCUGGAUCGUCAUCCAGUCAGCCCGAGCCAGACCCCGGCCACGAGGUUACGGCUGCCUGAGCAGUAUGUCUCAAGACGGAAUCACCUGGCCCUGCUGCCCAUAGAAAGGUUAGAAAACCCUCUAAAGGUGGAUAACAGGCAGAUGAUACAGGACAAGCCAGCUGGAGCAGGGGUCAGCGGUCAGUUGAACAACAGUGGAAAUAUCUUUGCAGCUACUUGGCUUCUCCAGAGGCCUUCUUGCAGUCUCUCCAAAGUGUGCUCGCCCCAGGUGUGUCUCGUCCUCAUGGUAUUGAUCUGUGUGAAGUGGCUGGCAGCCAGCAAUGUCUCAAUAUUCCCAGGCAGCAGCAGUGCUGGGCACAGAGCAGGGCUGUGGACUGCAGAUGCCCUGCUGUGUAAAAGGAGAGACUUUGGCGGGUCUACAGCUACAGUCCUGAUGGCGCAAAGGCUACCCAGACACCAGGGAUGCUGCUCUGGGAGCUGGCAGAGAGCCAGAGUGUCAGAACCUGAGGCGGAGCGCGCUGUUUCCCUGAAAGCUGGGGCUGUGCAAUACUUUGCGCCACACUCUCAUCAAUUAUCCCAUUAUCCUGCAACAGAGGAAGACGCUGGAUUGGCUGGAACUGCGGUGAGAGAGCGUAGAUUCCAGUCCGGGGCUCCCGUCAGGAAGGCCAGGCGAAUGUGCUCAGAAGCCAUGAAUGGAGCUGUCCUGUGUGAAUAAUUAAUACUGAGCAAUGAAUACAGCAGUGUUUGUGUUUUGUGUAGCUUCUCCGGCACUCUGGGUGUUUGCAGGCUGCAAUGGUUUUUAUUCACUGUACAGAGUUUGUGCUCUGCGUCCUUCUCCAGGAGAGAAAAGGCGUAGCUCUCACCAUUAAGAGGGGGCGCUGUCGUUUUCAAUAGGGGGCUGUGUGGCUUUUGUUCUUAAUCACCAGUGCAGUUUUGGCUGCACUCUGAAUAAUAUCCUCCUUCUCAGGUUGUAAUGAAAGCUUAAACACGAAUAUAUAAUGUUACUGCGCUACUACAUCUUAACAAGAGCCUACAAGAAGCAUGAAGCAGGUCUGCUAAGGCUCACUGAACCAAUAUCCUGCUGCAUUCCCUUUACCCCUCUGCUGAUCUUAGAAACCCAGAAUGUUUGUAAACAUCACUUCUUUUCUCUCUCUGUCUGAGAGGGUCUGUCUGCUCCGAUGGUGUCUUGAGCGCUACUGUGAGAGAACGAGAGAGGGAGAGCGAGGAGUGUGUGUGCGUGCGUAUGUGUGUGUGUGCGCUUGGAAGGGGCGGCUGAGAAAGCGAAUGAGAGAGAGAGAGAGGGCGAGCGAGCAGGAGAGCCGAGAAGGAGAGAGAGAGGGGAGAGAUGCUGGAACAGAGGAUGAGAUUCACUCCUGCACUUUCUAUGUAGGAUAUGAUAGGAUUGCGGAAGAGGGAUGGCUUCUGCCUUCGUUUUUUUAAAGAUACUUUUUCUUUCUCCUCUCUUCUUCCAAACUGGACAGUUUCACCCCAUGUGUCUCCAGCUUUUUUCCAAGGCGUGCUAAAGGAACUCCAUACAAGGAAUUGAGUGGCCUAAACUCCAAGCUUCUGGCCUAACAAGAGCUGUAAUUUUAGUAGAGAGAGCCCCCCCCCCCCCACGGUCAGGACUGGAGAGAGAGGGACUCCCACACAUUGAAGGCCGAAGAUCUAAAGAGAAAGAGCGAGAGGGGAGGAGUGUGAGAGAGGGAAAAUUGUCUAUCUUGCAACUCCUGAAACCAUCAUCACAAUUUAAUGUGAAUCUGAAAGCCACAGGACUGCAUCACAUUUGCGUUCUGACAGAGAGAGAGAGAAAGAGAGACUGGAAUUGUCUGCAGAGGACCAGAAGCGUUUCUCCCAAGGUCUUCCCAGUGUGUGUGUUUUUUUUUGUUGUCAAAAUUAUUUUAGCAGUUCUCUUUGGAUCUGUGUGGAUGCGGUAUUCCAGAUGUGUGAGUUCUGGCGCUGCUGAUGGCCCAGCCAGCUGUGCAGAUUUCCCAGCGGGCUUCAGUCCUCACCAGGGCUCCCUUCAUGAAGACAAGAGCACCCUUCUGCCGCUGGUGAAAUUGCCUCCCUGGUUCUUCAGGGGGACAAGAGCUUCGUAGUGUAAACCAGACGGCAUUCUUGACUCUUCAUAGCUCGGAUGACCAGAGUGCAAAGGGCCGUUGGUUUUCCCUUCAGUUGGGGAACGUCUAGUACAGAGUCGGGUUUCCCUGUUCUUGCCUGAUCCACGGCACCUCUUGCCAACUCCAACCUAACGCGUCUUUCCGAAGACAUUGCUAGCGAGCCAGAAUGGCGGCCGGCGUGGCCACGUGGCUCCCCUUUGCCCGGGCCGCGGCAGUGGGCUGGCUGCCCCUGGCCAAGAAGUCCAUGCCCAAGCCCCCGGUGGACAAGAAGAGCCGGAACGACGAGAUCCUCUUUGUCAACGUGAGCGGGCUGCGCUUCCAGACCUGGAAGAACACCCUGGACCGCUACCCCGACACCCUGCUGGGCAGCUCGGAGAAGGAGUUCUUCUUCAACGAGGAGACGCAGGAGUACUUCUUUGACCGGGACCCGGAGAUGUUCCGGCACGUCCUCAACUUCUACCGGACCGGCAAGCUCCACUACCCGCGGCACGAGUGCAUCCAGGCCUUCGACGAGGAGCUGGCCUUUUACGGCAUCGUCCCCGAGAUCAUCGGCGACUGCUGCAUGGAGGAGUACCGCGACCGCAAGAAGGAGAACCUGGAGCGGCUGGCGGAGGACACGGAGGCCGAGAUGGCCACGGACACGCCCCUGCCGCCCGACAGCACGUCCCGCGAGCGGCUGUGGAGGGCGUUCGAGAACCCGCACACCAGCACCAUGGCGCUGGUCUUCUACUACGUCACCGGCUUCUUCAUCGCCGUCUCCGUCAUCGCCAACGUGGUGGAGACCGUGCCCUGCCGCCCGCCCAAGGGCCGCGUGAAGGACCUGCCCUGCGGGGAGAAGUACUCGCUGGCCUUCUUCUGCAUGGACACGGCCUGCGUGCUCAUCUUCACCUUCGAGUACCUGAUGCGCCUCUUCGCCGCCCCGAGCCGCUGCAAGUUCAUGCGCUCGGUGAUGAGCGUCAUCGACGUGGUGGCCAUCAUGCCCUACUACAUCGGGCUGGUCAUGCCCGAGAACGAGGACGUGAGCGGCGCCUUCGUCACCCUGCGCGUCUUCCGCGUCUUUCGGAUUUUCAAGUUCUCGCGCCACUCGCAGGGCCUGCGCAUCCUGGGCUACACCCUGAAGAGCUGCGCCUCCGAGCUGGGCUUCCUGCUCUUCUCCCUCACCAUGGCCAUCAUCAUCUUCGCCACCGUCAUGUUCUACGCCGAGAAAGGGACCAAGGGCACAAACUUCACCAGCAUCCCGGCCGCGUUCUGGUACACCAUCGUCACCAUGACAACGCUAGGCUAUGGGGACAUGGUGCCCAAUACCAUCGCGGGGAAGAUCUUUGGGUCGAUUUGUUCGCUGAGUGGCGUGCUGGUCAUUGCUCUGCCCGUGCCCGUCAUCGUGUCCAACUUCAGCCGCAUCUACCACCAGAACCAGCGGGCAGACAAGAGACGGGCGCAGCAGAAAGUGAGACUCGCAAGGAUCCGCUUGGCCAAGACAGGGACCACCAAUGCCUUCCUGCAGUACAAGGAGCAUGGAGGUCUGGAGCAGAACAGGAACAGAGGUACCCAGGCCCUGUGUGUGAAGAACACAUCUUCCUUUGAACAGCAGCAUCACCACCUGCUGCACUGCCUGGAGAAGACCACUAAUCACGAGUUCACGGACGAGCACACGUACAGCGAGGUGUGCAUGGCGGAGUCGAUGGGCUACAGGACCAGCCGCAGCACCUCCCUGUCCAGCCAGCAGGGCCUGUCCACCUCCUGCUGCCCGCGCCGCGCCAAGAGGAGGGCCAUCCGCCUGGCCAACUCCACGGUGUCAGUCAGCCGGGGCAGCGUGCAGGAGCUGGACACGCUGCACGGACACAAGACCAGCGGGGUGCCGCAGAGCCGCUCCAGUCUGAACGCCAGGACCCAGGACAUGAAGCUGAACUGUGACGAUUCGGACUUCACCGCCGCCAUUAUCAGCAUCCCCACGCCGCCGGCCAACACCCCCGAUGAGAGCCUGCCGCCCUCGCCCGCCAUCGCCGGCAUCCUGCGCAACUCGCAGCAGCCCGGCAGCUCCUCCAGCUCCUACACCCAUGAAACCGUCAAGAUCUCGUCGUUGUAACCCCUGCCUGGCACUCUCUCUCCACGGGGAGAGGGGCAGAGGGAGGGAGUCCGGGCGACGGGGAUCUUAAAGCAAAUCACCGCGGCGGACAAACUUCUAGAGGGAAGGCAGGAACACGCAGCCGUGUUCCAGCAGCAACAACAACAACAACAACAAAACACAAAACAACUUUUCUACAGGAUCGAACAUGCGGUGGAAAAACAUAAUGUUGCUUCCUCAAUCACGGGACAAAAGGAAUUCAGAAGAAACUUUUAAUCCGGUUGACAAGGGAAAACGAUAAAUUAAACAGAAAAAACGCUAUAAGGUACUGACGCACGGCGGGAAGAAGCACCGCGAGGAAGCCGGAAGGGGCGGGGACUCUUGUAGAAAUGGCGGAUGUGACGGAGCCGGGCGAGAGGACUCCGCAGACGCCUUCUCAGGGCAGGAAGAGGACAGCGAUAGUGAGAACUGGAGAGGGAGCGGUUUAUUCGGAGGUAGAAAUACUUGCUUCCGCCGAGGAAAGUCACUUUUACGAUAUGCAAACUAAACACAAACACAAGAAGCCAGCCAGUGGAGUAAGGCAGGUUCAUAACUGAAAUGCUAGAUUUAAAUAAAAGCUUCCAGGGCAACGCAUAGAGACGAAAAUACAAAUUGAAAUAUAUAUAUAAAUGCAAAUUUACACAGAAAGAUACUGUAUUCCGCAUUAGAUGUAGUCACACGAGGACCAGAAAAUCAACCCGAAGGAGAAAUCUAGUUGAAGUGUUCUACCGGAUUUUGUAUCGCGCUUCCGAGACUCACACGCAUCUCCUAGACCUUGCGGACAGAGAGUCCCGGCGGCGCGCUGACUCGCUCGCUAUCAUUGCAUGCUGUUGUCGGCCGGGGAGAGGAGGGCGCCCCGCCGCCUGUUGCAUGUUAAAACGAGUUCUUUUUUUCAAUUGUUAUUUUUUUCUUUCUGAUCACAACGACAAAAAAAAAACUAAAACUUUAAAAAAAAAGAGAGACAAUUUCAAAUGCUGUGCAGGAAUUGUAACUUUUAAGAAAAAAAUGAAAAAGACAUUCAGGCAUGAUCCUCGUGGCCGGGGGGGAGCCGCGAGAGCUCGUGUUGCCUCGUCACCCAUAUGCAUGGAUACCGUUGUAGGUAUUUUAAAUGUUUUCUCCUUGUUAAAUAAAACGGAAAGGAUGAAGGGA